AUGGCGGACAGUGAGCUAGCGCCGUUGUUCGCCCCAUUCUUCUCCUUCGCCGGCAUUGCAUCCGCAAUGGUCUUCGGAGCUGGUGGAGCGGCUUAUGGCACAGCCAAGUCGGGAAUUGGUAUUGCAGGUGUCGGAACCUUUCGUUCAGACUUGAUCAUGAAGUCACUGAUUCCCGUCGUCAUGUCCGGUAUCAUUGCGGUCUACGGUCUCGUCAUCUCAGUCCUGAUCGUUGGAGAUAUCAGACCCGAUCAACAACAAAGCUUGUACAAGGGUUGCAUGCAUCUUGCGGCAGGCUUGUCCGUGGGUCUCUCCGGCCUCGCUGCCGGAUACACGAUCGGAGUUGUCGGUGACGCGGGCGUCCGCGCAUACAUGCAACAGUCACGGGUCUACGUGGGGAUGAUUUUGAUCUUGAUUUUCGGAGAAGUGCUGGGCCUCUAUGGUUUGAUUGUCGGCUUGAUUCUGAACUCCAAGUCGUGA
Messenger RNA from Penicillium diatomitis, 477 nucleotides. RefSeq names its product V-type proton ATPase proteolipid subunit. NCBI's taxonomy places the organism in Eukaryota, Fungi, Ascomycota, Eurotiomycetes, Eurotiales, Aspergillaceae. Gene Ontology annotation, molecular function: proton-transporting ATPase activity, rotational mechanism. Bases 1 to 477 code for a protein of 158 amino acids. The transcript has 8 exons. Gene Ontology annotation, cellular component: proton-transporting V-type ATPase, V0 domain. The record is from RefSeq and is a predicted model, not a curated record. Gene Ontology annotation, biological process: proton transmembrane transport.